AUGGCUCAUCCCAGGGGUCGUGCCACUGACAGACCGCAGCCCUGCAAAACCUUUUCUGGAGCACUUUGUCCCCACGGGAGCCAGCAGGAACAGGAAGACAGGAAAAGCUGCUGGGUGGGGGGUGCUGGUGUGCGUACAGGUGUGGGGAGCAGCGCCUCCGGGCGGGCGGCCCCAGGGUUGCGGGCAGGGCACGGCCACGCUCCGAUCCGCCCCGUCUCGGCUUCCCCCUCACCUUUCCUGGCCGGGAGCCGCCCCCGAGGGGCCGGGCCAGCAGCGGCGGGAGGACACCCGGCUCUAGCCGGCGGCACCGUGCGGCAGCGCAGCCCCGACGCCUCCGCCUCAGCCAUGUCCUCCAGCUCUCCCCCGGGCGAACACAAGAGCCGGAGCCUGGGCCGGCUUUCCCUGCCUAGGAAGGGCAGUAUGACGCCCGGCAAGAAGCCCCCCUCGCUGGAGCUGGCCGAGAGCGUCCCGAACGCCCACUACACCCCGAUCCCCGAGGGGCAGGGCGGGCGGCCGCCGGCAGGCAGCGGUCCCGGAGCGACGCGGGAAAGGCCGCCACACGUGAAGAGCGAUGUGGUGGUGGUGGGCGCGGAAAGCUCGCGGCCCCCGGUCAACCUGGACCCCCGCGUCUCCAUCUAUAGCCUCCGCAAACCGCUGCUGAGUCGCAGCAACAUCCAGGGCCGGGUGUACAACUUCUUGGAGCGGCCGACGGGUUGGAAGUGCUUCGUGUACCACUUCACCGUCUUCCUUAUUGUGCUGAUAUGCCUUAUCUUCAGUGUGCUUUCUACAAUUGAACAGUAUGCAGCUCUUGCUACAGGGACGCUGUUUUGGAUGGAAAUUGUGUUAGUGGUAUUCUUUGGAACAGAAUAUGUGGUUCGGUUAUGGUCAGCAGGAUGUCGCAGUAAAUAUGUUGGAAUAUGGGGAAGGCUUCGUUUUGCUAGGAAGCCUAUUUCAAUCAUCGAUUUAAUUGUAGUUGUCGCUUCCAUGAUAGUUCUGUGUGUGGGCUCUAAAGGUCAAGUCUUUGCAACCUCAGCUAUCAGGGGCAUCCGUUUCCUGCAGAUUUUGCGGAUGCUGCAUGUUGACCGUCAGGGUGGCACGUGGAGGCUGUUGGGAUCAGUCGUCUUCAUUCACAGACAAGAACUGAUAACUACACUCUACAUUGGAUUUCUGGGCCUGAUUUUUUCCUCUUAUUUUGUGUACCUGGCUGAAAAAGAUGCUGUAAAUGAUUCUGGAGAAACAGAGUUUGGCAGCUAUGCAGAUGCCCUAUGGUGGGGAGUAGUGACAGUUACAACUAUUGGCUAUGGGGAUAAAGUACCUCAGACCUGGAUUGGAAAGACCAUCGCUUCUUGUUUUUCAGUGUUUGCAAUUUCAUUUUUUGCACUACCUGCGGGAAUCCUUGGUUCAGGCUUUGCCCUGAAGGUACAGCAGAAACAAAGACAGAAGCAUUUCAACCGUCAAAUUCCAGCUGCUGCCUCUCUCAUACAGACUGCCUGGAGAUGCUAUGCAGCAGAAAACCCAGACUCUUCGACAUGGAAAAUAUAUAUUCGAAGACCUGCCAGAAAUUAUCAUUUGCUGUCACCCAGUCCAAAACCAAAGAAAUCAGUGAUGGUUAAAAAGAAGAAAUUUAAGCUAGACAAGGACAACGGGCCUUCUUCUCCAGACAAGAUGUUAACAGUUCCACACAUCACUUAUGACCAUGUGACGGAUGACAAGAAACCUGAUUUCUGUUUUGACACAUACGAAAAUUCUGAUUGUCAGCGUUCCUGGCCAUCCUUUUCCACAGACCAGCAAUCUUCCAGCGCUCCUUCCUCUCCAGUGAAAAAAAGCCCGACGUUUUUAGAUGUGAACACAGGACCCUUCAUCAGGACCAACAGUUUUGCCGAUGAGCUUGACCUGGAGGGUGAAACGCUGUUAACCCCAAUAACUCACAUCUCACAGCUGAGAGAACAUCACCGUGCUGCAAUUAAAGUGAUUCGAAGAAUGCAAUAUUUUGUGGCCAAGAAAAAGUUUCAGCAAGCUAGAAAGCCAUACGAUGUCCGAGAUGUUAUUGAGCAGUAUUCCCAGGGUCAUCUCAACCUGAUGGUGCGAAUCAAGGAGUUACAGAGAAGGUUGGAUCAAUGCAUAGGGAAGCCAUCUCUUUUCAUCUCUGUCUCAGAAAAAAGCAAAGAUCGAGGGAAUAACACGAUUGGUGCCAGGCUGAACAGAGUGGAGGACAAGGUUACGCAGAUGGACCAGAAACUGAACCUCAUUACUGAGAUGCUGCAUCGUCUGGUUUCAAGUCAUCAGGGGGAUCAAGGGAACAACAGGUCAUCUCAGAAAGGCAACAGCAUUAAUUCAGAUCUCUUCCUCCCAAACAACACCCUGCCAACCUACGAGCAACUGACCGUGCCGGGAAGAAAUGAAGACGAUAUAUCCUGAUGUGGUAAAAGUCUGGGUUGGGUUCUUCCCACCUUUCUCCUUUAAAUGGAACUUGGAAGGAAAAUCAGUUCAUCAGACAUCCAAGAAAACACAUGACUGCAAUAUCUAUACCACUGGUCUCAAAUGCACUCUUCUAAAACCACUCGUAAUAGCCCAAGGAUUGACAGGCUGUGUUCUACCAGGCAAAACCUACCAAAGCUCCACAUUGAUUCUAUUGAUGAACAAAAAUUAUAGCAACUCAUUAUUGCUCAGAAAGACCGAAACAAUGUUAAAGGCAGGCAAAAUUGCAAAGAUUUAGAGCUCCUUUAAUAAUAAUAACAGUAAUAAUAAUAUUGUAAUAAUACUUGAACUUAGAUAGGAAAUCUGCAUUUUGUUUAUGAACCUGCAGAUAGCAAUAUAUUUCUACUACUAAGGUUUUUAAAACAAAAUAGGAUAACUUAUGUUGUUUUUAUUGUAUAAAUAUACCACUAACAUUCUUGCGAAUGACAAACCACAUGCUGAAUGAUUUUCUUUUGCUGUUUUAUUUUAACGUUGCUACAUAAACAUUAUCAGAUAAUGACCAGAUUUUUUUAAUCUGUUUUUCUUCAGGGAGGAACUAAUACUUAAUCUGGAACAAUACUAUUUAUAGUGGAAAGCGCUAUAGAUUUUUUAAGAUACCAGUUUUUAACAGGGAGACAAUAAAGUAUUACAUAGAAAAAUGAUUCUGCUUUCUAGAAAAUUGUUGCCAAAGAAUUUAUAUAUAAACAGAAAACGCAGUGGUCUGAAUGUACUUGUCCUGAAAUAGCUUUUUAAAAAGAAGAUCCACUACUUCUUAAAUCUAUUUUUUAUUUUUUUUUUCAGCUUAUGCUAUCCAAGAGUAGUACAACAGCAUAACGUGACUGGACUUGCAGGUCAAGUGCUUGAGCUGGCCACUUUCUGAGCAUCCAUAAUUCUCAUAGGAAUCAUGGCUCCAGUUCAGGAAAGCCUCCCUUGUCCAGACAGCAUUUAAUAGUUUCCUGAAUAAUUGAAUGAGAAAUUCUGCUCCCUACCAAAGUCAUUAGAUAUUCAGAAGUGCCAGCUCCAAUCAAAAGGACGCAGGGCCUAACCUGCAAGCCACCUCACCCCACAUUAUAGUUGCAAUAAGAGCAGCAGUGUUUGGCUUGGUGUGAUUUUUCACAUGCACAACGUGAGCAGGAAAACGUGAGCAGGAUUGGAGCUUUGCUUACUAAAAUUGAAAUUCAACCCUUGCUGAUAGUUAACACCUCUACCAUGCACACUUCCUUGAAAGUGGAACGUCCUUAAAUUUGACAGUGUUGUAAAAUGGAGGAUUACAACAUAGCUAAUUAAUGCUAUGAAAGACUUCAGUGUUUGAAAGCAAGGAGACAUAUAUAUACAUAUAUAAAUAUAUAUAUAUAUAUAAACUGAUGCCCUAAAGCCUCAUAAUUUUGCUCAGCAGUUAGCAUUAGCAGUCUUUAGGAUGUAUAAGCAGUCUGAAAUACUGAUGUGUAAUGACCUGAGAUCGCAGGGAACCAUCUCAUAGUAUUGCUUACAUGCUGAGCCUUGUUUUAAACGUGAAACAUUUCACCUCUUUCACUUGGACUGCAGAGGAAAGUAUGCUGUAUUUAUGUUAUAAUCAUCUCAUCUUGCUGCUGUACAGUAGAUACAUGUUAAGGGUGGAGAAAUGUAUGGACAUAAACAGGAAUUGUACCUGGGCAUUACGUUUUAUAGAAAUCAAAAUUAUUGUGAUGAUUUUGAAUAUUUUUAAAUAAGAUUAACUGUGUAAUUUCAGAUUAUUGAUCAAUCUCUAAUUUCCUAAUAAAAUACAAGAGAAGAUUA
Centrocercus urophasianus (Greater sage-grouse) is the source of this 4233-nucleotide messenger RNA. It is a transcript of the gene KCNQ1, whose product is annotated as potassium voltage-gated channel subfamily Q member 1. Gene Ontology annotation, molecular function: voltage-gated potassium channel activity. The coding region runs from base 1 to 2418 and encodes 805 amino acids. Gene Ontology annotation, cellular component: voltage-gated potassium channel complex; membrane. NCBI's taxonomy places the organism in Eukaryota, Metazoa, Chordata, Aves, Galliformes, Phasianidae. Gene Ontology annotation, biological process: potassium ion transport; transmembrane transport. The record is from RefSeq and is a predicted model, not a curated record. The transcript is spliced from 18 exons.